Impatiens glandulifera is the source of this 1103-nucleotide messenger RNA. Its product is annotated as zinc finger protein ZAT5. The coding region runs from base 65 to 904 and encodes 279 amino acids. The record is from RefSeq and is a predicted model, not a curated record. Lineage: Eukaryota; Viridiplantae; Streptophyta; Magnoliopsida; Ericales; Balsaminaceae. The transcript has a single exon.
CCACACUUUGCUUAAUUCCUUACUCUUCUACACACACUCUCUCUCUCUCUCUCUACAAAGAGUCAUGGUUUUGGAGAAGAACAUGGAAGCUCUGAAACAGCAGCAGGACGAGGAAGAGGUGUUCGAUUUUGAUCAAAAUCAACGGUCGGCGAUCAUCAAAGGGAAACGAACAAAGAGGCCAAGACAACCCUCUCCCCCUUUCCUUGUUUCCUCCGCCCCCACCGCCGCCGCAGCAACCUCCAGCUCUAAUUCUACCGCCGUUAAUUAUUACUCAGUUUCGUCUCCGACCACUUCCGGCGCCGAAAUCCUCUCCACCACUUCUUCAGAAGACGAAGACAUGGCUGCUAAUUGUCUCAUUCUUCUUGCCCAAGGUAUUCAUUACCAAGAGAAGCCGGAGAUCAAGAACUUCAUCGGAGCUGUUUCUGGUUCCGACGCAUACGAGUGCAAAACCUGUAACAGGACGUUUCAGUCUUUCCAGGCUUUAGGUGGUCACAGGGCAAGUCACAAGAAACCCAAGAUCACUUCCCAGGAUAAACCAACUGUUCAGGUUACAACUACCCUGAAGAAUCUUGACCAUGAUCAUGAUCGGAAGGUUGAAGAUGAAGAUAAGGAAAAGAUGAGAAUUGUGAUCGGAAACAGUACUAAGGUUCAUGAGUGUUCGAUUUGUGGGGCGGAGUUUUCUUCCGGUCAGGCUUUAGGUGGUCAUAUGAGGCGGCAUAGAGCUCCACCGCCUCCUGUUGUAAAGAAUUAUUCAAACGAAGAAGAAGAUCAUGAAAAGAAGAGUGGGAAUUUGUUGGGUCUUGAUCUGAAUUUGCCAGCACCAAUUGAAGAUGAUAAUAAGUUUCAAUUUCUUUCAUCGAAUAUGGUGUUUUCUGGUCCUACUUUGGUUUACUGCCAUUACUGACCGAUCAUCAUCAUCAUCAAUCAUGCAUGGAUCCAAAAAAAAAGAAAGAAAAAAAAAAUACAAUCUUUGUCUUCUUUAUCGGUUUUCUCGAGGGGAAGGGGAAGCACACAAAAUUGUUGUGUAUUAAUAUUCAAUAUUAUUGUAAUUUUACAUUUAAUCUCUUUUUGCUUAUAAAUAUUCUUCAACUUUAUUAAUACAA